CUGUCUCCAAACUGUAAACCCUAGUUCUGAUACCAAAUCUUGCCCUCUACGAACUCACUGCUGAACUACUGAAAGUCUUCAUUGUAAUGGCGUCUACAAUGAUUGAACCAGCAUCCAUGGAUAAGUACGAAGUUUCUCUUAAUCAAUCCAUACAAGAGUUAUUGGACCAGCAAAGCAAAUCAAACAUCGUUCACAAAGAUUUCGUGUCGAAUUUCUAUGAAUUAAUGCAAAUUCGAGCAAACCCACCUGUCGAAACGAUAUGGGUUUACUCUGCUUUAAAGUUUCGGAGCUCAAAUCCACCAAAAGACGAGCUAUUGGGUCGAUUAGAAGCCAUCAAGAACUUGUUUGGGUUAAUUUCAGCUUGUUCGGUUUCGUGUUCUUCUUCAGAAAGCAUUAUCUUGAUGGCUCCGGUACUGUAUGAAUUGCAUAACUUAGUUGUUGAUAUGAAAUCCCAAAGCAUCAGUUCUAAGACAGAGAAAAAGGUAAUGCAAGGGAUUAACUCUUUGUCUGCUUCAAUCCUUGCGUUUAUUAACAUCUGCUGCUCUGGAGAUCAUGCUGAAAAAUGUCUUAUUCGACCUUUAGAAGAUUUAGUUCGAGUUUGGAUAGGUGGGGAUGAAAUUGGUGGUUCUAAGUUGUUUUUCCCACUUUUGAGUGAUGGAAUUAUUCAGUGGCUCAGUGAAGAAGACAACAAUGGUGCUGAUGAGCUUGCUGGGGCAGUGAUCAUGGAGGCUUUUCUGUUUAGAUUUUGCUUAGAUAUAAACAGAGGAACUUCAAAACAGGAAUUGCAGAAAGAUUUGAUAACUUGGUCUAUUAGCUCAAUAACCGGCUUCCACCAUGUUUACUUCUUUGAGAUACUAGUGAGGACACUGCUUGAUCAAACUUUGCCAGUAACCUCCCUUUUGAAAUCUGAAGAUGAGGGUUUUCUUAGGAAAAUUGUAUGUGAUGCUGUAAUAUUAUCUGCUUAUUCUUUGUGUUCGAAGAAUGCUGCACUUGCUAGAUUGAUUGUUACACAUGAAGCUGUAGAAAUCUAUAGGAGAAGCGAUGAUCAAGCGAAAGCCAUUUCUUACAUAAACGCGUUUUCUACGUCAAAUAUACCUUCUCAACUGAUUAAAUUGGUCAAAAAUGAGAUUGGUUUGAUUAGUAAGGUUGCUAAACCAAGUGGAUCCUCACCUAAAGCAUUUCUACAGUGGUUACUUAAACUACAGGAUCAGGGAUUUAGUCUAUUCGAGGAUGGAACUAUAGAAUCCCGAGCCAGGUUGGCUAUGGAGAAAUCUAAAUCAGAGGAUGAGUUAGUUAAAUCUGACAGAGAUGCGAAAUUCGAAGAUGACGACCUCUUUUAUGUAGAUAAGGAGGGAGAGGACAAAGUAGAUGAAGAUGAAGAAGGAGAAGAUGUGAAUGCCAAAUUUAUGGCUGCUGCCCAGAAGAUGAAGUUGGGUGAGAAUGAAAGUGGAAGAAAACGUAAGCAAGAAAAAAAGAAGCGAAAGGAAAAGCCGAUAAAGUUCACUAAAUACAAUCUGAGAGGGAACUCUGAAGCAUCGGAAAAGAUGGAUAGCGACAGCGAGAUUGAGAAUCCUGUCUCUAACGAAGAAGAUUCAGAUGAAGAUUGAAGGUUUUCCUGUUUCCAUCACUAAAUCUAGGAUUGAAUUUUUGUGUGAUGAUGUUUCGAUUAAUAUUGAGUUAAAAUGAGUAAAUGACUAUGAUCGAAUUCGAGGUUUUCAAAACAACUGAAGAAAGGGCAAUUUAGUUCAUUCUGAGGAUGUAGAAUCAAUGAGACAAACUCUUUCUAUUAGUAAAUUGAUAUUUCAUGAAAAGAUGCCUAUUUUAAGAGUAUUUUUAUGAGGAAUAAAAUUG
This is a messenger RNA of Impatiens glandulifera, 1851 nucleotides long. RefSeq lists its product as uncharacterized. The record is from RefSeq and is a predicted model, not a curated record. Lineage: Eukaryota; Viridiplantae; Streptophyta; Magnoliopsida; Ericales; Balsaminaceae. Bases 87 to 1607 code for a protein of 506 amino acids. The transcript is spliced from 5 exons.